Molecule: messenger RNA, 2571 nt
Organism: Aspergillus puulaauensis
Lineage: Eukaryota; Fungi; Ascomycota; Eurotiomycetes; Eurotiales; Aspergillaceae
Gene: chl1
Product: DNA helicase
Exons: 8
Coding region: 1-2571 (856 amino acids)
Biological process (GO): establishment of sister chromatid cohesion; nucleobase-containing compound metabolic process
Cellular component (GO): nucleus
Molecular function (GO): DNA binding; hydrolase activity, acting on acid anhydrides, in phosphorus-containing anhydrides; ATP binding
Source: RefSeq, a predicted model, not a curated record
AUGGAGCUUCCAGUAUCUGAGAAGUUUCAUCACCCGUAUUCACCAUACGAUAUUCAACUCCAAUUCAUGCAAUCUCUGUAUACAUGUCUUGAGGAAGGCAAAGUUGCUAUCUUUGAGUCUCCCACUGGGACUGGAAAAUCUCUGAGCCUGAUAUGUGGCUCCUUGACGUGGCUUCGCGAUCACAAGCGCAAAUCGUUCCUCGAAACUGUGCAGAACGUUACAUGUGAUGACGAUGAGCCCGAGUGGAUGAUGGAAUUCGCAAAGCGCGAAACAGGUCGUGCUAUUGCUGAGAAACGGAAAGAAUUUGAGCGGCGACUGGCGAAAGUUAGACGAGAGGAAGAGCAACAGACAGCCGCCCUUAAUAACCCAGAUGGUCCUAGAAAGCGACAGAAAAUCGGAAAUGCGUUGCCAAAUGGUGAUGAUAUUGAUGACGACAACCAGUUCGCGCUCGAUGAUUACGAUAGCGAGACUAACGGUCCUAGCCCUUCGCUCAAGGAGUCUACUGCCUCCAAUGGACUUUCUUCCAGCACACUCGAGCUACUGGAACGCCUUAAAGGGCAUGAGUCGAAAGUCCAAUCUGAAGAAGGUGACGGAACAGAUGACAUUAAGAUUUUCUACUGCUCGAGAACGCAUUCGCAACUUAUGCAAUUUGCAAAUGAGUUAAGGCGCGUUACAUUACCAUCGAGUGUGCCCGAGGAAAUAAAAGAGGUUUUUACUGAAGAAGAGCUAGAAGAGCGCAUCAAGCACCUCUCACUUGGAUCCCGGAAAAACCUCUGCAUCAACCCUAAAGUGGCUUCUUUGGGAGAUCCAACGGCAAUCAAUGAACGUUGCUUGGAACUACAGCAACCUAACACAACAGAACAACAGCGAUGUUCCUUUCUACCAUCGAAGGAAGAUGAAAUGAAAGCAUUGUCGUUUCGGGACCACGCGCUAUCAACGGUGAAAGACAUUGAGGAUUUGGGAAACCUUGGCAAGAAAAUGAAUAUAUGUCCCUACUACGCAUCUCGCCCAGUUGUCAGCCAGAGUGAGAUUAUAACCCUUCCGUAUCCGCUACUCCUACAACGAUCAGCUCGGGAGGCCCUUAAUAUAUCAAUCAAGGACCAUAUUAUUGUCAUCGAUGAGGCCCAUAAUCUUAUGGACGCAAUAUCCAACAUCCACUCGGUAACCAUUACGCUUUCUCAACUACAAACAUCAAUCUUCCAAUUAACCACAUAUGCUCGAAAAUUCAAGACUCGCCUAAAAGGAAAGAAUCGCAGUUAUGUCGCUCAGGUCAUCCGCUUGAUCACCUCCAUUGCGGAUCACCUUCAGUCCAUUUUAAACAACAAACAACCCAGCGAAGGCUCUGUUCUCCCAUCCGAUUUGAUGUCGGGGAAGGGCGUUGAUCAAAUUAACCCGUAUAAACUAUCGCGGUAUCUGCAAGAGAGCAAACUGGCGAGGAAAGUUGACGGUUACGUCGACUUCGCACAAAAUAAAACAGAGCAACGAACAACGACCAAGGCUACAGUUCCUGUUCUUUUUCACAUACAAAGCUUUCUACUACCGCUAAUGAAUGUCUCCGCCGAGGGUCGAUUAUUCUAUACCAAGGUCCAAGGGGAUAUCCAGCUAGAUUACAUGCUUCUUGACCCAACUAAUCACUUUCGUGAAAUUGUUGAGAAUGCGAGGGCGGUCAUACUAGCUGGAGGGACCAUGUCUCCUAUGUCUGACUACUUGAGCCAUCUCUUCUCCUACGUCCCGAGGGACCGCCUGGAUACGUUCAGCUAUGGCCAUGUCAUCCCGUCAGAAAAUCUGACUGCGCAUAAUCUCGCCCUGGGCGUUCAGGGCUCUGAAUUUGAUUUUACCUAUGACGGCCGUGAUUCUGAGAAAAUGAUAUUUGACCUCGGGUUAACAAUCGCUAGAAUCUGCCAUGCCAUUCCUGAUGGCGUUGUUGCUUUCUUUCCCAGCUACGACUAUCUACGCCAGGUGCUAAACAUAUGGAAAAAACCAAUCCCAGAUGAAAGAGGUCAAUCAUUCUACCAAAUAAUCGAGAAAGAAAAGCCAAUUAUAUACGAAUCACGAGAGAUGGAAACCACAACAGACGAUCUUCUUCACCACUACGCUAACGUCAUUGAAAACGGCAAGGGGGCGUUGCUCCUGUCCGUGGUUGGCGGGAAGUUGUCGGAGGGCAUCAAUUUCUCAGACAAACUAGGAAGAGGCGUUCUAAUUGUCGGCCUCCCAUUUCCUAAUAUACGCAGCCCAGUUUGGCAAGCUAAAAUCAAAUAUAUCGAACAGAAGGCUUACCAGAAUCACUCAUCUGACCCUGAAGAAACUCGGCGGUCAUCCGCCAAAGCCGCUGGGAGGGAUUUCUAUGAGAAUGCUUGUAUGCGGGCCGUGAACCAAUGCAUCGGCCGGGCCAUCAGACACCGCAAUGAUCAUGCCGCUAUCGUCCUCAUUGAUAAGCGAUAUGGAAGAUCAAAGAUACAGUCGAAACUACCUGGAUGGAUUCAACAAAGCUUCAAAAAAGACUCGGCUAAUUUGCCGGCGGGGGCAACCUUGGGAGCCCUUGCUCGAUUUUUCUACAACAAAAUGAGAUGA